UUCAGUGAGUAACUCCAGUCCAGCACUCCGCUUCACUGACAGAUACAGCUUCAUGACCCGAGGGAGUUAGAAAAGAUACACUCGGCGGCAGCUGCUCGGCAACGAAAAUAUAUAUGUAUUAGAGCGCGAAAUUCAGAGCCCUUCAGAGUCAUUGAACAAUAGAUUACUAUAGGACGCACGAGCGCACAGUGUGGAAGUUUUGCAACUCAUUACUGGUCUAUGUUUACUGUAUCUCAGUGAUGUUUUCCUACCACUCUAUCCUGCUGCUGUGCAGUGUCUUCAGCCUGAAUGCUCCUUCACUGGCUCUGCCCUUCGAGCAGAGAGGAUUCUGGGACUUUGGCAUGGACAGUGAUGGGGGAGAUCUGACAACAGUAAUGAUGAGAGAUGAGGAGGGUUCAGCUAUGGAGGAACUGCCACCAGAUGUGCCCUUAUGCCCCUUUGGUUGCCAGUGUCAGCUCAAAGUGGUGCAAUGCUCAGAUCUAGGAUUGACUGCAGUCCCCAGGGGGAUUCCCAUAGAUACCAAACUCCUGGACCUACAGAAUAACCGCAUCACAGAACUGAAUGAGAAUGACUUCAAAGGACUUGCAAACCUUUAUGCCCUGUCACUAGUCAACAACAAGAUCUCCAAAGUCCACCCACGAGUCUUCAUGCCACUCCGACACUUAAAAAAGCUCUAUUUUUCUCGGAACCUCCUGACAAUGGUACCCAAGAACCUGCCCCCGUCCCUGGUGGAGCUGCGUAUUCAUGAGAAUCGUAUUAAGAAGGUUGCAGAGGGAACGUUCUCUGAUCUGGGCAGCAUGAACUGCAUUGAGAUGGGCGGAAACCCCAUUCAGAACAGUGGCUUUGAGCCUGGUGCUUUUAAAGGCCUGAAACUCAAUUACCUGCGCAUCUCUGAGGCCAAACUCACUGGAAUACCUAAAGACUUCCCUGACAGUCUUCAUGAGCUCCACCUGGACAAUAAUCAGAUCCAAGCCAUCGAACUGGAGGACCUGGGCCAAUAUAAGAACCUGUACAGAUUGGGUCUGGGAUACAACCAUAUCCGGAUGAUUGAGAAUGGCAGUCUAUCAUAUGUCCCAAAUCUGAGGGAGCUGCAUUUGGAAAACAACCGCCUGACCCGCAUCCCAAGAGGCCUGCCAGACAUGAAGUACCUGCAGGUGGUCUACCUACAUUCUAACAACAUUAGCCAGGUGGACAUAAAUGAUUUUUGCCCUCGAGGCUUCGGGAUGAAGAGGACCUUCUACAAUGGCAUCAGUCUCUAUGGCAACCCAGUUAACUACUGGGAGGUGCAGCCUGCCACUUUCCGCUGUGUUAGUGACCGGUUGGCCAUCCAGUUUGGAAACUAUAAAAAAUAGAGAAAGGAUUAUUGAUUGAAUAUGGGAACAAGUAAUGCUGGAAUUUAAACAAAACAGAAAAAGAUGGAUAAAACACCUUUGUAAGCCAAAAUGGUGUCAAGAAACAGCAUUUCUAAGAAGUUUACCACAUUUCUUUGGAUUCAUAUGCCUGUGAGAUCUACAAGGAAAAGUAGAAGGUGCAACAAAAAUAAGUAAAAGGAAAUAAAAAAAAUGAACAUAAACUGUAUAAAAAUGUGUAUCUUAAAUAUGUGGAAAAUGCAGGGAAUGACGAUAUUUGAGGUUUAUUUCCAAAAAUGAAUAUUGGCCAUUGUUUGUAAAUGUUUCACAGAAAAGUCUUAUCAAUAUAUUAUCAGAUUUCUUUAUAAUCAUAAGUAAUAUUAUUAUGUACUGUUAUAUUGUUAUUAUUUUAUCAGUUUUUUUUUUAUAUCAAUGUUGAGAUUGAAAGAUAGAAAAGUUUUGCCUUAUUUUUGUGUCUUUGCAUUGCAAUUGUGCUUAAGAGCUCUAUUUCUUUUUUUUUUUUGUGGGAGUACUUUAGGGCAGUUGAGGAACUGUGUGAUGUUAUGCAGUUUUUUCUCCAAGAAUAAGUCAACCGCCUUACGCUCUUAUCCACCCAAAUGACUUAGUUUGUGCCCUCUUGAGUUGGAGGCUGUUUCAUAAAAGGAUCAUAAUGUUGUAUUGUUUUGCACAGUUUCUCUACAAAUUCCAAAUGUUUUCUUUGUAAGUUUUUCUUUACUAAUUUUGUCUUUUUCCCCAGUGUUUUUCUGCUGAAUUUGGCUAUGACACUGCAUGCCAUCAUUACAGAAUGUUUCAACUCGGCUUCAGGAGCGGAAAUGGCAUACCAUCAUGGUUUGAAAGCUGUGACUAAAACAAAAUUGAGUUAACACAUGUUUGAUGAGUUCAGUGGAAUAAAAAAUAUUCAAUGUUCUUUGUUAAACAGGAAUCUCCUCUUUUCUCAAUAAAGCCAAAUAUUAAAUGAUUAAAUGAUCAACAAGCACAAUGUCAAUGGGUCAUUCUACAUUAAGUGUUGCAAUCCAUGUCUGAGCAAUUCACUUUGUAUGUAAAAUAAAAUAUAAAAUA
Xyrauchen texanus (razorback sucker) is the source of this 2429-nucleotide messenger RNA. Its product is annotated as biglycan-like. Bases 240 to 1352 code for a protein of 370 amino acids. The record is from RefSeq and is a predicted model, not a curated record. Gene Ontology annotation, molecular function: protein binding. The transcript has 8 exons. NCBI's taxonomy places the organism in Eukaryota, Metazoa, Chordata, Actinopteri, Cypriniformes, Catostomidae.